This is a messenger RNA of Pungitius pungitius (ninespine stickleback), 904 nucleotides long. It is a transcript of the gene rnf224, whose product is annotated as ring finger protein 224. Bases 145 to 747 code for a protein of 200 amino acids. The record is from RefSeq and is a predicted model, not a curated record. NCBI's taxonomy places the organism in Eukaryota, Metazoa, Chordata, Actinopteri, Perciformes, Gasterosteidae. The transcript is spliced from 3 exons.
CAGAGGAGAGAAUUUAACAAGAAACAACGACCAACAACAAGAGAGAAAACAACGAGUGGAGGAAAUGAAUCCAAAAUAAAGAAAACAGAGCAAACUACUAAAAGAAAUGAAACUAAAACAGACGGGAAAAGAGGAGAAGAUGUGAUGAGAAGGAAAAAGAAGAAAAUUCAGAACAAAAUGUCAGACAGCAGAAAAGAAAAAGAAAAGGAAGAAGAGGAGGAAGAAGAGGAGGAAGGGAACUGUGAGCCACUCCCUCCUCCUCCUUCCUCCGUUGCCGUGGAGACGAUGAUGACACUGAGGAGGCAGGACCUGGUGUGUAUUGUGUGCUUCGGCAGCUACGACGUGGCGACGCGGUUGCCGCGACGACUUCACUGUGGCCACGCCUUCUGCCAGGCCUGCCUGAAGAGACUGGACACGGUCAUCAACGAACAGGUGUGGAUCCCAUGUCCUCAGUGCCGACAGAACACGCCUCGGCCCAGAGGGGGGGCGGCGGGGCUGGACCUGGACUUGGCCUCCUUCCUGGGAGUGAAGGCCCAGCAGACCUGCGCCUCCUCCCGGGGCUCCGCCCGCGGCGGGGGGGGCGGCGCCGCGGCUCCGGACAGGAAGUCGUGGUUGGGGAAGGAGGUGGCGGACGACGGCUGGUCGCACGGCGGUCUGGCCGAGCCGCGCUUCCAUCGCUAUGGAAACUGCUGCCCGCCCCCCUCCUAUUGGCUGUGCUGCUUGUUCUGCUGUCCGGGGCGGGGCUAAAACUGACCAAUGAGCGGCUGACUUUAACACAUUUAUGAAAGCUAUUUAUUUAAAUAAGUGUUAUUGAACUUCUAUAAGAUUUAUAUUAUUGUACAAUUAUCAAUAAAAAAGACACAAUAAAGCAAAAGUACUUCAAUACUAAUUUAUAAUAUAAACU